Dichomitus squalens LYAD-421 SS1 is the source of this 2177-nucleotide messenger RNA. Its product is annotated as peroxisome targeting signal receptor. The record is from RefSeq and is a predicted model, not a curated record. Gene Ontology annotation, cellular component: cytosol; peroxisomal membrane. Lineage: Eukaryota; Fungi; Basidiomycota; Agaricomycetes; Polyporales; Polyporaceae. Gene Ontology annotation, biological process: protein import into peroxisome matrix, docking. Gene Ontology annotation, molecular function: protein binding. The transcript is spliced from 9 exons. Bases 42 to 1976 code for a protein of 644 amino acids.
CCAGUCCUGCCUUUCAUCUCAUCAUCAUCUCGGUUGUCACAAUGUCUCUACAAGGCCUUAUAUCUGGUGCGGAAUGCGCGGUGCCCUUCAAUCCGCUCUCGCAGGUCGUGAAGCACACCGAGGGCGAUCGGAGUCUGCAGCAGGAUAGGGUCGCUGGACCAUCCGGCUCAAGGCUUCACCAUCUACCCACCUCUUCAGCGCCACAUGGAUCCCAGCAAGAUCUCGCCAUGGCCCGCCAAUUCUUCGAGGGUGGGCCGCAACAGGCCGGCGCACCUCCUUCGUUUGCUGUGCCUCGCCACGUUAUGCCUCAUGAGCCGGAACGCUUCAUGAGCGCCCCUGCACAAGCGGGACCUGACCUCACCAAGGCCUGGAACGAGAUGCAGGCUGGGCGCGCUGUGCCCGGAGAGAUGUUACGUUCGCAUACAGCUAGCGGCGGAUGGAGCGCGGAAUUCGAUGGUGUUUCUCAGAUCGCGCGACCUUCGAGUCAGCAGAACAUGCCGAUGCAAUCCAACUUCAACCAGACAUCUUACAUGCAACCCGGCUUGUAUGGCCGGGGCAUGCCCGUUGGUAUGUCAUAUGGCAUGGGCAUGGGCAUGUCGCAGAUGAGCAUGGACCACGGGAAGGGCAAGGCACGCGAUAUCGACUUCGACGCGGCGUUCGCGCAGGUGCACGCGUCCUUUGCGGAUCAAACUGAAGGUGCGCGGAUAACGGAGGUGACGGACGACGAAUUGGAGCAGCUCGCGGAGGGCCUCGAUAGUGCGAGCUUGGAUAAAGGGAAAAGUAAGGCAACAGAGGAUGUGCCGUAUGAGGAAACGAAUUUCCAAGAGGUCUGGGAUCAGCUGCAAAACUCGGAUAUACCGCCGCCGAAGGAAGAGAUGGCGAAAUGGGAGGCGCAGUUCAAUCAGAUGAUGAACGCGCAGCGGGAGGACCUCGAUUUCGACUAUGGUGGGAUGAUGCAGAAAGCUUGGGACAGCACGGGCAAUUCUGAGUUCUCGGCGGACCCUGUGCUCGAGUUUGACGAUCAGGGUAUCCCUGCGCUGGGAGAAUACGUGUUUGAGAAGGGCAACAAGUUUCUUGACCCGACCCAUUCAAGGUCAACGCUACAGCAGGCCAAAGAUCUGCUCGCACAGAAUGGGUCACUCUCGGAGGCCGCCUUACUCCUGGAGGCGGCUAUUCAGCAUGGCGAUCUUGGCGAGGGCGGCUACGAGGCAUGGAUCCUGCUCGGGGAGACGAGGAGUAUGGACGAGCGUGACGAUGCAGCUAUGCGCGCGCUCAGCGAGGGUGUGAAGCGGGCAGAGGCAGCCGGCGCUGCAGGUGCAGGCAUGCUUUCUCUUGCUAUCGCGUAUACGAAUGAGUCACUGGAAAGGGCAUCGCACACGAUGCUUCUGCGCUGGCUGCACGCUCGCUUCCCCGACGCCAAGAUCUCAGAAGAGCAGUGGAAGUCGCUGAGCCUAUCCUCGUGGCAUUCUCAAGAACAGGUCACCGAAGCGUACCUCGCUAUCGCGCGCGAGCAAUACACACGCGGCGAAGUCGAUCCAGACGUUCAGAUCGGCUUAGGGGUGCUGUUCUACACAAGCGGCGACUACAACCGCGCAAAGGACUGCUUCGAGGCCGCGCUGAGCAUGCGGCCCAAGGACUACCUCCUUUGGAACCGCUUGGGCUCGUGCCUGUCGAAUGGCAACAAGCCCGAAGAGGCCUUGGGUGCGUACCGUGAAGCGUUACAGCUCCGGCCCACGUAUACCCGCGCUAUCUAUAACGUUGGCGUAGCCUGUCUGAACAUCGGUGCACACAAGGAAGCGAUCGAGCACUUCUUGAGCGCGCUCGCAUUGCAAGAGUCGUCUGGGGGCGGGAAGAGCGAGCAGCUGUGGACGACGCUCCGGCGAGCAUUCCAAGCCAUGGACCGGAUGGACCUGGCUGAUAUGGCUCGGCCGGAGACGAACCUGGAGGCAUUCCGCGACAAGGGCUUCGACUUCUGACUUUCCGAAGAGAGCGCAGGACGGGAUCCCAGCGGGCGUCGAGGUCGUACGCAUCGCUAUGUGUCAUUGAGUCGUAACGUGUUUUGUUGCGCUAUGUUCCCUGUAUUCUAGCUCGACUAAGCACAGUGAACUAUCUUGCAGCUGUUUGUACAGUAUAGUAACGCAAGUAGUGUUCAGCCUAUAGAACGGAGUGAAUUCGAC